CAGUGGCACGCCCGCUGCACGCAGCAGCUGCUCUGUCUCCCGCUCAGCGAUAGUACAGCCAGUGCCACCUACUCCUUGCUGCGGAGGAGUCUUACAGGCUGCCCGCUUGCUGGCUGUAGCCCAAAGCAUACGCGUGAGGCUGCUCAUCAUCAUCCAGGGUCCUCGCCGCGGCCUCUCUCAGCUCCAUGACGAUGCUGCUGCUGCUGCGAAAGCCUUGUCGGAUUGCCGUGGCGACGGUGAUCCUUCUCGCGCCAGAAACAGGCGCCUUCUAUGCGGUGACACCACCAACCGCCACCACCACCAACAGCGCGACCUCGGUGCUCUCAAGACCAUCAGCGGCAACCCAGCGCAGGCAUCCUAUUUGCAGCACCUGCCGCCGGCGCUCGUUGGCUCCACUGCGCUUGGCGGCAUCAUCGGAUGCUGCUGCUGCUGCUGGGGGUGAUGAUAAUCUACGAGGCAAGGUUGCAGUCGUGACGGGGUCAUCCAGAGGCAUCGGGAAGGGGAUAGCGGUGACACUCGGACAGCGUGGGUGCACGGUCUACGUUACAGGCCGAUCUGUUGGGGGCAAUACAACGGACAAGGCAAGAGGAAGCUUGGAGGAGACCGCUGCCGAAAUCGAGGCCGCCGGCGGAAAAGGGAUUCCUGUUGCAUGUGACCACGCUAAAGACGAACAGGUGAAAGCGUUGUUCGAGAGGGUGGAGUCGGAGCAAGGCAGGCUGGACAUUCUCGUGAACAACGCCUUCGCGUUAGGCCCGGGAGAUCAACUCCAGGCCAAGUUCUGGACGCAGGGGGCGGACGCGUGGGACUCUCUGAUAACGGUUGGUCUUAGGAGCCACUACAUGGCCUCGUGCUUCGCGGCGCCCCUCAUGAUCAAGUCGGUGAAGGAUCGGGACGGAAAGCCGGGCUUGAUCGCCUGCGUGAGCUCCUUCGGCGGCCUGACCUACUCGUUCAACGUGGCCUACGGCGUGGGGAAGGCUGGGGUUGACCGUCUGGCGAAGGACAUGGCGAUAGAGCUGGAAGAGGAGAAGGUGGCCGUGGUAUCCGUGUACCCUGGGAUCGUCAAAACUGAGAAGAUGAAGAGCUUGAUGACGAAGAACCCUGCAGAAUUCGAGGCGAAUACGGGAAUCGCGUUGAGCUCUCCGAUGGAGACACCUCUCUUCACGGGCCGGGCGGUGGCGGCGCUCGCGGCAGACCCCGAGAUCCUAAAGAAGACUGGCAAGGUGCAAGUCGUGGCCGAGCUAGCCAAGCAGUACGGCUUCACGGACGUUGGAGGAGACACGCCGCCCUCUAUCCGAUCUCUCCGUUUCCUGCUCCCUACCUACCUCUUCCCCAAGAUUUUGCCGGAGAGUACGAAAAUCGACACCAGUUUCGUGCCUGACUGGCUGCUUCCGAUGUUCAUCAUGGCCAACGGCAAGCCUCCGUCUUGAUGAUAUUUUCUCCUUAUCUGGGCUAUGCCCGCGAGAGUUCGAAUCUCUUCCUUGACGCAAAUGUCAAAAGAGGGUAUAUCUUCUUCGACGGACGUUGAGAGAUUGUACUCCUACGAAGAGAUCUCCACUUUUUUUUUUUUUGUAAAUCUCUGCUGGGUUUUACCACUUUUACUAGAGGUGUCGUCGGCCACACCGACGGACUCCUGCACGCACACUGGUGGCGUGCAGUUGCACGUGUAGAAAAAAACAGGCCCGAUAUUUUGUAAGAAACGCGGCUGAACCCGUGUACCAAUAGGAGAGUUUGGCUCGUUCGUGAAGCCUUCACCGAAAAUCGCACUUCGACUUGUGGGUCUAGAGUUGGCUUGGUGAACACAUGACAAUGUAGGGAAACAGCUCAAUCAAGGUGCCCACAAGGUUUUAGAGAUGUUUGUCGCGUCGUGAAAGCUUCGCCAGAUUCUCCUACUUGCCAGGCAAAAAAACCAGGGACAAGUAGAAGAUGUAACUCGUUAUCAUGUGGCCUUGGACGGGGGAGAGCGGAGGAACUUCCAAAGAAGUACUGCUGUAGAGGGGUGAUUUGAGAAAAUCCAAUGUAUUGAGAAUAUCAUUUAGAGCUUUGAUAAAGGACAGGUGCAGCAGUGGUAGAUAUAUCGCGUAGUAUUACAUCGUAAGAGCACAACAGAGUGAUGUGUAGUGGAUGGCAGCGGCAAUGGAAAUAGAGAUAACAGCCCGUGCGACUCG
Messenger RNA from Ectocarpus sp. CCAP 1310/34, 2165 nucleotides. NCBI's taxonomy places the organism in Eukaryota, Phaeophyceae, Ectocarpales, Ectocarpaceae. The record is from the annotation of a GenBank genome assembly.